Messenger RNA from Fundulus heteroclitus (mummichog), 1803 nucleotides. RefSeq names its product zymogen granule membrane protein 16. The record is from RefSeq and is a predicted model, not a curated record. NCBI's taxonomy places the organism in Eukaryota, Metazoa, Chordata, Actinopteri, Cyprinodontiformes, Fundulidae.
AAAUCAUAAAUGCUACUGAACCUUCAACCAGAAUAAAUAAGUACAAAUGAGUUCCUUUUUAAGAGGAAUGUAAAUUAUUAUAAGCACAUUUAACAGACAAUUGUACUGUACUGUACUGUACUGUACUGUACUGUACUAAUGUUUAGAAUUAUGGCUCUUAUUUGCCAAUUCAUAUAGUUACUAUACAUUUUCGGCAUUAAAGCAACUAUUGUUACUCAAAUAACAAUAGAAUAUAAUAUUUAGCAUAUAAAAACACCAAAUGCAUCAAAAAAAACAGUAAAAGGUUAAACAAGUCCCAGAAAGAAACAUUUACAAUUUGAAAAUAAAUAAACAGCUAAGACGUGUUAGAAAUAAACUAACUCAGAAAUUAACUCAACCUUUCAAUGAAAGCUGCAUUUAACAGUAAUAUUUUCUUUGAUGAACUGUCUGCUUGAUUUAUUUAUCUAUUUCUACCGAGACCUGUAUUAUGAAAAUCUACUAAAAAUAAAUUUAAACCAGGAAAAGUUGGUAAUGUCCGCUGCCCAAAAACAGCGUUAAGGUUUUCUACUUUAACAAGAGUAAAGUGAGAAAAAAAUAGAAUCAGACAAAAUGUAUCAUUCGAAACAAUCACACUUUUCACUGUUAAGAUACUAAACCAAAUUCUCAGUUUGACUGUUGUAAUAGUAUUAUGAACGUUAAGUUCACAUUUCCCUGAAGUCUCGCAUCAUGUUACAUUUGACAGAGAAAAAAAUAAAUACAAUUAGACACAUGAUGACAGGAAGCACCGCCCAGAGGCUGUCAAUGUGGUUGGUCUCGUUUUACUCAAUAACCAGUGGAAGUACUUGUUACAUGUUACAUGUUUGAGGACACGUCAAUACCAGAUAGACAUAAAAGAGAAACACAGAGCACACAGUCACACAGUCUCUAGGUUGGAUGCACCCAUUUAGUGUCUUGACUAAGGCAGACAGAAUGCGUUUUGCAGCAAUCUUUGCUCUUCUCGCUGCUUGUGCUGCAGCUGAUCUCCGGCCUCACUACUCGUACUCCCCACAGGUGGGGUCAGGAAGUGGGAGCUCCUAUUUGCUCAGUGGAGAGGGAAGGAUCACCGCUGUGAGAGUUUGGGAAUACUACUCAGGGUACAUCAGAGGGUAAGUAAGAAAUAUUUGGAUAUUCUGCUACGCUUUUGUAAAGAGCAUAGUUGUUUAAACUGCAUUUCUCUUAUUCUCCAGUAUCCAGUUCCGGUAUGGCUACCUCUGGUCCCCUGUUGCUGGUUAUAGAAACGGUCAUGCCCAAGAAAUUGAGUUGUUCGAUGGAGAAGCCAUUAUCCAGAUUUCUGGGAAGUAUUCUAGCUAUUUGCAGUCUGUGGUGUUCACCACCAACAGGGGUCGCUCCUUGUAUGUGGGUCAGCCCUCUGGCGAUUCCUUCAACAUGUACCCCGAUCACCCUGAGGCCGAGCUGAUCUUCAUCAGCGGCCGGCAGAGUGGAGGCAUCCGCUCCUUGGGAGCCCACUGGGCCAUCGUUGAUCCAUCCUUGAGCCCAACCAACAGCUCUGGAGGAUAUUAAUGUGGAGAGCAGAGGACAGAUGUUGUGACAUGGAAUUUAAUGUGCACCUUAUUUCCAACACUGAUUUAAUUAUAAAGAUGAAAUAAUAUUUUUAUACUGUUCUUUUUCAUGAAUAAUUAACAAAUCAAUAACAAAUCAAUGAUUUAUGUACAAUUUCUACUUUUAUCUCUCUGAAAUUAAAGCUGCAAUGAUCCAGUUUUGUCAUACAAUAGAUCAAGGUUUUAACCAUGUUUGGAUUUAGAAAUAAAGUUGUUCUCAUUGGUU